Messenger RNA from Phytophthora nicotianae INRA-310, 2852 nucleotides. RefSeq lists its product as hypothetical. The annotation marks the transcript as partial. The transcript has a single exon. The record is from RefSeq and is a predicted model, not a curated record. NCBI's taxonomy places the organism in Eukaryota, Oomycota, Peronosporomycetes, Peronosporales, Peronosporaceae. Gene Ontology annotation, molecular function: protein binding.
AAUGGCUGCGUCAACAUUGCGCUCGGUGGUUUUGCUGUCCUCACUUUUCGAUUUGCAGCGCCGACGACAUCAACCUCCACGUGACACCUCCAGCUACAACUAUCUAAUGACGGACAGCUACUUGGGUAGCAGCUGCCGAGGCAGCAUCCGUAGCUGCGACUUCCAGAGCAGCAACAACAGCGCAGCUUCACCAGUAUCGGCUCGCAACGCACUGCUGUCUGCAUCGUCUAUCAACGCACUCGUGACGGACCGUGAGCUAUUCACCACUGCAGCGAGCGUCGUACCAAAGCUGCGAUCUGUGGUAGAGCACCGUAAAGACAUGUUUCGCAGCAGUAGUGUCUGGCAAAUGUCACCAUCGGACAGACAGCAACCGCCGUGCUGGGUUGUCAAGAAGAAGCAGCAUGGCGCCGAGAUCAGCGAGUUCGACCGAGCCAAGCUCCCAUCAAUGAGAAGUAUCGACGGCUCCAACUGGUUUCGAGGAUCCACACGAGUUGCUGACACUCGUCACUCCAUGAUCGAGUCUCGCGGUUCAAUCUACACUCGAGAUGCGUGUCUUGGAGAGCACACCCAGUCCGAAAUUCGAGCCAGACAGCUACUGCAAUGGCCGCUGAACGACCUCAACGUCACUUAUGCUGUAUCAGCUCAAGUUACACUAAACUGCCGAUUGGGUGAGGCGAUGACGAUGCUGUUCAGCCGCGAGGCUCUACAGUUCGAUGCCAGUAUGGGCGCACUAUUCGGUGCCAGGAAAUACAAGAGCGGUGAUCUAUUGGUCUCACGCGAGUUUCGCAAGAAUCUCGCGAUGGAUUACGGAGACGACAGUUCACCGUGUUGGGAAGACGAAGACUUGAACGAUCUCUCUCAACCUGGCUGGGUUGCACUGCAAUCCGUGGUGCUGCGCUCGCGUCGAUCGCUGAAUCCAAUGGCAGCAGCCAAGCACACGAGUCGUCGCCAAAGACUCUGCUUUGCGGCCUACUCGCAGCUCUGUCCUGACGCUAACGAGGCGUUCUACGCAAUGAAGACUCUACCAAAACCCAUGCACGACAAGUUCACUCACCGCAGAGACCAGCGUACCUCAGAGCAGGCGAUUCGAGGCGAUCUGGACCAUAUAGCGGCCGGAUAUCACCUCAUGAGCUCGUACAGCGAUUUAAAUGGACACCAGACGCGGAUCACUAUGACUGCGUACGUCUACAGUCCAGCGACUGACCCAUCUCCGGCACGUUCGAGGUUCUGGGUAAAAGGCCAACCUGGUGUUGGCUCAGUGUCCUCUCGACGACACUAUGCAGCACCAGUAGCCAACGCUGAAGCCAAGUACGUCGUGAAUCUCUUGGCAGCAGCGACGACAUCGUUUGAGCAGCUCAUACGGCGUCGCCGUUUAGGGUACCAGCCUUUCCUCCGCUUGCCUGAGAGCCAUGAUAGAGCUCAUGACAGUAGAUGCAGCGUGUGUCUAAAGAACUUUGGGCUACUACGUCCUCAGCGGUUCUGUCAGCUCUGUGCACAGCGCGUCUGUCGCGAGUGUUCGCGAAAGUUUGACGUGGAACCAGUAGCACGCAGAGUGCGUCGCAGCCGCCUUUGCUUCGCUUGCGUGGCCAACGUGGAUGCCAGCGUGUUCCAACAAGAAAACCCGCUCCUCAACGCAUCACUUCAUAGAGCCUCGAUUGCAGAGGCCAGAACCAGCACAAAUGAUCGAGAGGACGAGGAAGGUGCGAAGAUUUCCACCGCAUUCUACGAUAUCUUGCUCAAGCCGAACGAUGCGCGUAACUCCCAAUUAACCGAGGAAACACCGACUUCACGGACUGCAUUUGAGGCGCAAAUGCAUCGACUGGAUCGAAGCAGCAGCGCAGCUACCGCCCCGGCGUCAUUUUCAUCCACACCCGGUCGACAACUGGCCGACGCAUUGUUUUCAAGUGAUCCGCUGACCAGGGCACGAGCACUGGAAAUCGUGCGUCAAGUGGUGAAGCAGGUGACAUCCGACUCGCCACCAACGAGCUCAACAUCUACAUCUUCGUCAUCCUCGACGCUCAAUCCAUCGAUUCCGGUGUUUCACCCACAGUAUCCGGACAGGAAAAUGGUGGACAAGUACCUAGAGGCACGUCUGCAUCUUUCGAGCAUCUCUCUCAGCGAUGAUAGCAGCAGAGACACCCGAUCAAACUCCUUCUACAACCUCCAAGAAGUGACACAGCGAUCACGAUGCAGCACACGCGACCAAUGCUCCUCGCCAUACUCAAGACCUGCUGUCGUGCCGCGACAAUGGACCACAACCACGAGUCUGGAGACGGAGCUUGACUUGGACGACGACCUGGACUCGGCAGCUCUGGACGCGAUCUGCGAGGUCGCCGCUAUCCGAAUGCGCUGUUCGAUCGCAUACAUUGUGGCCCUUAACACCCACAGCUCUCGCGCUCAGCGCAUCGUGGGAUCUUCCGGUGCUCCGCGUGUAUGGAUCGAGGAGGUGACUGUGUGUCCGUUCUCACUUGUAGCGACUGGUAAGCCCUUCGUCAUUAAAGACCCCACACGUGACCCGCAACUACGUCAUCUGCGACUUGUGCGCGAUAUCGGCGUGCGAUUCCUUGCCGGAUUCCCCAUCAAAUCACCCGACGGCACCGUUGUUGCCUGUUUGUGCACGGUUGACGCCAAAACCCGCGAAAAGAUCUCACUGGAGGACCUGAAGGCCAUGCAUGCACUGUCCAAGCUCGCCUCCGACCUGUUCGAGGAGGAGGUGAACCCGUACACGCCGCGCAACUGUGCUCGUGGAUGAGUGACUUCAACUUCAACAUUUUGUUACUUUAUGCUUACUUAACCAUUACUUUAAAUCACCCAACACUUCAAUUAUCAGUCCAGUUUUGACACGGUGAGCA